CUCAGAUGUCGGUCAAACACCGAUGACGCCUCUUGGCAAGUCGGGGAGAGCUUCUGCUCCGGUUCAUGCAGGCCUGUUUCCCAUGGGGGAAUUCAGUCCGACAUGGGGAGCACGUAUCGAAUGACUUAUAGCUACCUGCUUGCUUGUCUUUCGUCUGCCAAUUCACUCGACUUACUCUUAUUGCCAUCUUAUACCUAUCUUCCUGCAUGAGUGAAAAUGAGCAUGAGCAUCCUCCCCCUCUCCCAAUGGCGCAUCCCGCCCGAGCUCCUCCAGGAUCUCUCCAAAGUCAUGACCCCCACCGGGGUCGCCGACUAUGUCGCUCUCACCGUCCUCUCCAUGGCCGGCGCGACGUACCUCUCGCGCGGCCUCCUCUGGGACCAGCCCGACCCGUACGCGCACCUGGCCUUUGAGCGGCCGCAGCUGAAGCACGGCGCGGGCGCCGGGUCCGGCAGCAAGGAGACGCGGAACAUCGCGCAGAAGCUGGCCGAGACGGAGAAGGACCUCGUGGUCUUCUGGGGCUCGCAGUCCGGCACCGCCGAGGGGUUCGCCAACCGGCUGGCUCGCGAGAUCACCCUGCGGUUCGGCGUGGGCGCCUUGUCAGCCGAUCUGUCGGAUUUUGACCCCGAGAGUGUGGCGCAGAUCCCGGACUCGAAGGUCGUGGUCUUUGUGCUGUCGACGUACGGCGAGGGCGAUCCCAGUGAUAAUACGGCGGAGUUCUGGGACUGGGUCAACAAGGCGACUAAGGAGCAGGUGACGCUGCAGAAUCUGAGGUACUUUGCCUUUGGCCUGGGGAACAGUAACUACAAGUACUACAAUCGCGUGGUGGAUGUUGUGGUGGAGUCGCUGGAUCGGCUGGGCGCGAAGUCCUUGAUGCCCGUGGGACGGGCGAAUGAUGCCGAGGGCGCGACGCAGGAGGACUUUAUCGGCUGGAAGGAGUCCUUGUUUUCGGAGUUCAGCCACCAGCUGGGGUUCGAGGAGAAAGAGGUGCAGUACGUGCCUACGUUGGCGGUCCAGGAGGACGAGUCCUUGGAGCCGAUCGACCUGCACCACGGCGAGCCUGAUAACCGCGACUCGUCGCGAAUCACGGCGCAGUGCUCGCCUGUGCGGCCACUGGACAUUGCCACUUCCCGGCAGCUGUUUGAGGUUUCGGACAAGCAGCAGCAGCAACAGCGGCACUGCCUGCACAUCGAUCUGGAUCUGACCAGCCAUCCCGAGCUGAGCUAUAAGACCGGCGACCACCUGGCCAUCUGGCCGGGCAAUCCCGACGACGAGGUCGCGCGUCUCCUGCAGGUGCUCGGACGAUCCGCACGUCGCGACGCUCCCAUCAGCAUCCAGUCCGUUGACCCGGCCACGAAGGUCAAGAUUCCGUCGCCCACCAGUGCCGCCGCGCUGUUCCGAUACUACCUCGAGAUCUGCGCGCCCGUGAACCGCGACAACGUGCUCGGCCUGGCACAGUUCGCUCCCACGCCGGCCGCAAAGAGCUACCUGCUGGAACUGGGCCAGGACAAGGCGCGCUACGCCGCCUUCCUCAACCGCACGCACGUCAACCUCGGCCGACUGCUGCAACUUGCCAGCCCGGACGCCCCCUGGAGCGAGCUGCCGCUCUCAUACCUCGUCGAAACCCUCCCCCCGACCCAGCCACGCUACUACUCCAUCUCCUCCAGCAGCGUCAUCUCCCCGCGCAAGGCCUCCAUCACCGUGCUUGUCUCGUCGACCCCGGUUCCCGAGGCCCCCGAUCAACUCAUCCACGGCGUCACCUCCAACUACCUCCUCGCCAUCUCCGAGACCCUGCAUUCCUCCUCGUCACACCCCCAGGGCCUAACCUACCACCUCACCGGCCCCAACGACGCCCUCACUGGCGGCAAGGUCUUCGCGCACCUCCGCAAGAGCCGGUUCAAGCUGCCCCGGCUCGGCAGCUGCCCGCUCAUCAUGGUGGCCGCCGGCACGGGCAUCGCGCCGUUCCGCGCGUUCAUCGCCGAGCGACGCCAGCUGCAGCAGAUCGGGCGGGAGAUCGGCGAAAUGAUCCUCUUCUUCGGCUGUCGACAUCCGGACGAGGACUUCCUGUACUGCGACGAGCUGGACAGCCUGCAGACCGCGCUGGAGGGGAAGCUGCGCAUCGUGACGGCGUUCUCGCGACUCGGCGGCGCGACGCCGAAGCGAUACGUGCAGGACCGGGUCCAAGAGGUCGGCGGCGAGGUCGUCCGGCUGAUGGACGAGGGGGCGAAUUUCUACAUCUGUGGACGAGCGGGCAUGGCGAGGGAGGUGGACGCAGUGGUCGGCGGGGUCAUGAAGAAUGCCAAGGGGUGGGAGGAGGAGCAGGUGAAUGAGUGGCGGCGGGGGAUCAAGAGGCGGAACAAGUGGCAGGAGGAUGUGUGGGGGUGA
Messenger RNA from Aspergillus steynii IBT 23096, 2382 nucleotides. Its product is annotated as NADPH cytochrome P450 oxidoreductase family protein. The record is from RefSeq and is a predicted model, not a curated record. Lineage: Eukaryota; Fungi; Ascomycota; Eurotiomycetes; Eurotiales; Aspergillaceae. Gene Ontology annotation, molecular function: FMN binding; NADPH-hemoprotein reductase activity; flavin adenine dinucleotide binding. The coding region runs from base 217 to 2382 and encodes 721 amino acids. Gene Ontology annotation, cellular component: cytosol. The transcript has a single exon.